AUGUCACCUGGCCUUCUCUGCAGUGACCCUGCACAGCGAAGAAUGCUGGGGAAUAGCAAACACUACUAUCCCGGGGAGGACGACAAGUAUGGGGAGGAUGAGGAAGAGGAAGAGGAGCAGGGACGAGAGAACAGAAAGGGGGAGGGUAGAGAGAAGGAGAAUGGAGGGAUAGAAGGGCUCGAGGAGAUGGAGAUAAAGGGAGGCAGACAAUCACGCGAAGGUAAAUGGGAGGGAGGUAAACCCUCGGCCAUUGUGGUUGGAAGACAGAGAGGAGACCGGACACUGAGGCCAGCCAAUCCAAGAAAUAGAGGCAUCCCCUAUACAUCCAAUCAGGCUCCCCAAAAGCAGCAACACCAUCUCAUCCCAGCCAAUCAGCAGCAACGCGCUCACAUGGAGCGGAGUAUGACCACAGUGGCGCCCAUAGAGGACACUCACCUGACCAUGAUGGUGUUCCGCAUUGGAAUCCCUGACAUCAAACAGACAAGGUGUCUGCAGUUUGACCCUGACUUCACGGUGUGGAGUGCCAAGCAGCAGGUCGUCUGUUCGCUGAGCGAGCCACUGUGGGACAUCUACAACUAUGGCCUCUUCCAGCCCGCCGGAGAGGGACGAGACGCCAUGUUCCUGGAGGAGGAGCGCUGCCUCCGAGACUACCCACAGUCCUUUGAGAAAGGGGUGCCUUACCUGGAGUUUAGGUACAAGACCAGGGUAUACAAACAAACAAACCUGGAUGAAAAACUACUUACUAAACUGCACACCAAGGCGAGUCUGAAAAAGUUCAUGGACUACAUUGUGAGUGGAUCAUUAGAUAAGAUAUCAAAGGUCCUGGACAAAGGUCUCGACCCAAACUACCAUGACCCUGACAAUGGAGAGUCUCCCCUGUCUGUGGCGGUGCAAUCUGGUAUGACAGUGGAGGGGAUCAGGGCGCUCGUUCAAGGUGGGGCCCAUGUCGACUUCAGAACCAGAGAUGGACUGACAGCUGUACACAAGGCUGUCAAGGCACACAAUCAUGUUGCGCUGCUGGCUCUACUGUCCCUGGGAGCGUCUCCUGAUUACAAAGACAGAUGUUGCCUGACCCCGCUGUACCACUCAGUGCUGAUAGGUGGCGACACCUCCUGCUGUGAGACCCUACUCUACUACAGGGCCAGACUGGGAGUGAGAGAUGAAAACGGCUGGGAGGAGUCUCACCAGGCCUGCCAGAAUGGUUUUGCCCAGCACCUGGAGCACCUUCUGUUCUAUGGGGCAGAUACCACUUCUCAGAAUGCCUCAGGGAACACUGCACUUCACAUUUGUGCUCUGUAUAAUAAGGAAAGCUGUGUUCGUGUUCUGCUCUACAGAGGUGCCAAUAAGGAAAUGAAGAACAAGCAUGGACAAACCCCCUUUCAGGUAGCAGUAAUGUCAGGCCAUUUUGAAAUCGGGGAAAUCAUCAAAAACCACAGAGAUGCAGAUGUAGUGCCCUUUCUGGAAUUCCCAAAGUAUGCUCCCAAAAGAGGAGAGAGUGCACGCGCAAUCCCUCUCCUCAUGGCUCACCCUCACCCCCACCCCCUUCUGCGUGCUAACAGUGAUAACAGCAUGACCCUGCCUGAUACCAUGGCCCUGCCCAACAAGUCUGCUAGAUCCAAUCCCAUCCCUGGACAGGGUCGCAGGGCCUCUGUAGGUGUGAGGAGCUCCAGCAGUCCCAGGGCUCGUACCCGCUCCCCAUCACGAGGAAGAGGAGGAGGAGGAGGACAGAGUGACACAGAGGAGAGGCAUCACAGCAAACCACAGCGCGGCAGACAAGGUGCGACCUCAACAACGGGUGGUGGUGCAGGGUCAGCUGGGGGUCAGAUGAGGCGUAUGUACAGUGCGGUUCCAGGGCGAGUGUACGUGGCCACGAGGGCCUACACUGCCCACGGAGACAAAGAGCUUAGCAUCAGCAAAGGAGACAAAGUCAAAGUGUUGAGUGUGGGAGAGGGGGGGUUUUGGGAGGGCACAGUGAAGGGUCGUACAGGCUGGUUCCCCUCAGACUAUGUGGAGGAGGUGGGUCCUCCCAUUAAGGACAAUCGAUCAGAGACGCGCAGUGAGAAAGCCAAGAGGAAGCUGUUUCGUAAUGUUACCGUGGGAGCAUAUGAUGGUGUGGAUGGCCCCAGUGACUACAUCAUUAAGGAGAAGACAGUGCUCCUGCAGAAGAAAGACAAUGAGGGCUUUGGCUUUGUGCUUCGGGGAGCCAAAGCCCAGACUCCUAUAGAGGAGUUCACUCCGACCCCAGCAUUCCCCGCGCUGCAGUACCUGGAGUCUGUGGAUGAGGGGGGUGUGGCCUGGAGGGCUGGUUUAAGGAUGGGGGACUUCCUUAUUGAGGUUAAUGGUCAGAAUGUAGUGAAGGUGGGCCACAGGCAGGUGGUCAACAUGAUCAGACAAGGUGGCAACGCGCUGAUGGUCAAGGUUGUCAUGGUGGCCCGCAACCCGGAGAUGGAGGAGACCAACCUCAGGAAGAAAGUCCCCCAGCAGGCUAAGAGGCUGACUCCUCCUGCCAUUGCCCUGCGCUCUAAAUCAAUGACAUCAGAGCUGGAAGACAUGGUGGAGAAAGCUGCCUCUCCAUGGAAAAAGAAAGCAGAGUACGAGUCCUCCCAGGUGCCUGAUAAGAAGAGGACAGUCUAUCAAAUGGCACUGAAUAAACUGGAUGAGAUCCUGGCGGCGGCUCAGCACACAAUCACAUCAGACGGACAGGGACAGCGGGGUCAAGGAGGGAAGAGAGACCGAACCAAGAGCAUCGCCCCCAAUGAGCCAAGUCAUGACCAGUUGGUUGGUGUGAUGCCGCCUGGGUUUGGUUACAACCAGGGUCAAUAUCCCCCCGGCCAGCCUCAUGGAGUAAUGCUGCGACAGAAAUCUAUUGGUGUGAUGGAGGAGGAGAGGCAGUACCUCCACAACCCGGCCAUGAAACUGGCCCGUAGUCUGUCAGAGGACAUCCCCCCUCCCCCAAACACAUCCGCCCCGGAACCCCCCUUAUCUGCUGACCCCCAUACUGUUUGGAGGGGGGAGCAGUCUGCCCCCCAACCUCCAUCCUCCCAGGCCCAGGCCCAGGCCCUCCUCACCCAGCAGCAGGCAGUCCACGCCACCCAGGCAGGCUGGGACAGGGGAGGCCCUGGCGGGGCCAAUCAACAGCACGGCAUGGCCCCGACCCUCCGGAGAGGAGGAGGACAAUACACAGAGCCCCCAGAGGGGACGAAGAGAGGAGGGGGCAAAAUGGGGGUGUUGAGGAGGGGCUACAGUAGUGCUACUCCACCCACGAGUGCAGCUCCCAAAACUCAACAGCAACCCCAGCUGCAGCAACCCCAGCAGCAGCAGCCCCAGCAGCAAGUGGCGACCCGGGAGAGGGGCGGAGGGGCAGGCAGGGGUGGGGGAGGCAGGAAGGGCGGGAGGGGCCCUCUAGUAAAGCAGACCACAGUGGAAGGUGGGCUCAGCAGGCACCACCGAGGGGGGCAAGGCCAGGGGGGUAAGCGCUCAGGAGCCAAAGAGAAGAGCUCCAUCCCCAUCCCAACCAUCAUCGUCAAGGCCCCCUCCACCAGCAGCGGCAGUGGCCGCAGCAGCCAGGGCAGCAGCGUAGAUGCCGAGCAUCCGCCUCCCGACAUAGGUGACCCUACCUCCGCAUCCGCCUCCCCCGACACCCCCACCACUCCCGGCCUGCCUUCCCCUGUGUCCCCCUUACCACCCCAGCCCCCUGUCUCUUCCACCAUGCCCCCUUCGACUGUCGCCCCCCAGCUGCCCCCUAACCUGGAGAAUCUGGACUUCACCAACCAGUUCAGGGGGGCCUUCGUGGGGGCAGCGCGCCGGGACCGGGAACGUUUCCGUGACAUGAGGAGGAAGAGUGCUUCCUUCUUUCUCUCCUCCGAAGAGGACAUCCAAGGGGAGGCGGGGGGAGGUGGAGGGGUAUGGACCCAGCCCCUACAGGGGAUGGGGAUGGAUGUCCCCACCCCCCGCCUCCGCCCCUCCAAGUCCAUCGAUGAGGGCAUGUUCUCUGGGGACAAUUACGUCCACUACGCCAGCAGCAUGCCCCCUGCCUUCGGGCUGCCUGAGUACCACUCCCCUGUGAUGGGCCAGGACGGCCAGCCCAAGUCCGCUCCCUCCAACUACGGCCCAGGCUCUCCAGCCACCACCUUCAUCCACCCUCUGACUGGGAAGGUCCUUGACCCCUCGUCCCCUCUGGGCCUGGCGCUGGCUGCACGGGAAAGGGCCCUCAAGGACGACCGGAGGACCCGGCGGGAGGAGCGGCACUUUGGCCGGCAGAUGUCCAGCGUGGGGGCAUUUCCUACCUCUCUCCCAUCCCCCACGCCGUCCCUGUUCCCCGCCACUACCUCCCCCGCCUCCCUGAGCCGCCCGCUGUCACCCAGGAUAUUACGCUUGGGAGGUGAAGGGGGAGGGGAGAGAGUGGAGAGGGACCAGGCGGCCGGAACCAGAGAGGGCCUCAGAGUUCGCUUUUCAGAGGACAGAACCAACCAGUACCAGACCCAGUAUUAUCAACAGAGUCCUAGAGACAGGGAGCCACCUGGCCCGCCCAUGCAGCCGCCCGGCCCGCCGCCUCAGCCUGCACCCCGCAGACCCUCGUUCCUACAGAUGGAGAGCAGUGCAAACUCUAGCUACAUCCCCCAAUACCGCCUACCCGCAGCCCCAGCCCACCCACAUGAAGAUGAGGGAGAGGGAGGAGGAGGAGUGGGACUGGGGCUCAUGGUGCUUCCACCGCCCACCCCCUCCAUAGACAUAGAUGAUGAGUUUGUCUUUGUUGACCCCCUACCCCCUCCCUUGCAGUUUGCCAAUGGCCAAGGCCAGAGAGAACUGCAGAGGGGAUACUCUCAACAGCAUCAACACUCAGCUCAACACGCCCCUCUCGCCUUGCCACCCCCGCCACCCCCCGCCCCCCCUCCCUCCCCUAAAGUACCUCCACCAGGAGGCUUCGCCUCCAACGCCCCUCCCUUCCCCCAAACUGGGGACUCUGCUGCCUCCAGCCUCACGUCCUACGACAGCGAGGUGGCCAACCUCACCCAGUCAGCUCUGUCUCCCUCCCUCACCUCGCCCCAAAUAUUCCCCCGUUCCUCCGCCGCCACAGUCGCCUCCGUUUUACCCGCCCCCUCACUCCACAGACCCCAGCCCAGUGCACACCCCUUCUCCAGUGGCCCCAGCGUACCGGUUAACCCCGCUAAUACGGGGGCCCCUGUUCCCCCGGUGACCUUAGCACAGGACCGAGGCGCGGCCACCCUCACUACGACUGUGACCUACGCCACCACGAUGACCGUGACCGCCGCCGCCACCAGUACCACCGCCUCUGCUCCGUCUUCAGGCUACAAUGUAGCUGGGACCGCCCCCAGAACCACCGUCAGUGUUGUUGACAAGGCAGGCGACCACCAACCCUCCAGGAUGAAGACUGGAGACUGGCAGACAGAGACGGUGGUGGACUCUGGGAUUGAGGAGCUGGACAGUAGCAGCGACCACCAUCUGGAAACACUGGGAGUGAGCAGACUGAAGGGAGAGAGAGGAGGAGGAGGAGGAGCGGAAGGGGAGAGAGUGGGCGGCGAGCACCCGGAUCCUUACUUGACUUACUCAGGUGGGCAGACGUUUGAAGUGCACCAUGCCAAACACACGGCCAACCCCCCUGUGUAUCCAAAGACGAUGCAGUACAAAGAGGGGGGCAUCAAGGACACAAGGGAAGCGUUGCGUCGACAGGCAAGCACCAAUCCGCCCUGCCAGAGCGUCCCACAACACCCCCAGAGACAGGCCAACCCAGAGGAGGAGGCCAGGAGAGGAGAGGGAGGAGCAGCGGACGAGAGGAAACAACGCAGACAGAGUCGACCCAAGAUGGACGACAGCUUCGGUUCCACCUUGGCCGCCUGUCUUGAGCGGCCCAACACCCUGGAGCCAAGACCCUUGUCCUGGGGCGAGGGGGUCGACCCGGGGCAGGGCCUGGAGCGAGGCGGGGGUGGGAUGUCUGUGGAGGGGCGCAGGCUGCACUCACCCCUAUCGGGAGUAAAGGCCAGCAUCAUCAACGAGCUGAGCUCCAAACUGCAACAGAUGAGCAAUAAGAGCACGGAGGACUGGAGUCAGUCUGAGAUGCGAGGUCCGAGUCCCAUUAAUCCGAGGUCGCCCACAAUGCAAAGAUAUUCAGGGGAUUUCUCUGCCUCGUUUCAGAGCCCCCCCACAGGUCACUCCACUUCCCCCUUACCCACCUCCUCCCCGCAGCAUCGCCCGUCAAUCUUCACCCCCAAUCUCACUGCCACCCCGUCUGGCUCGCCAUCCCACCAGCCCUCACUCCAGCCUAACUGGAUCCACUCCCCCUCUCCCCAGAUGCCCAUCCCCUCUCACUCCUCCCACCCUCCUCUCUCCCCCACUUUCCCCUCUCAAUCCCACCCUCCUCUCUCCCCCACGUACUCACCCUAUCCCACAUCCCCCAAACAUCGCACUAAGUACCGUGGAGCCAAGAUUUUUGACUUCCAGUGCACCCCUGGUCCAGAGCUGAGGUCAUCUAUGUCCCGCCGGCGUGCCCCCAGCCCCCUCAUCUACUCCACAAACUGCCCCAGCCCCACCCCUCCCAGACCCUCCUCCCUCCCCAUCCUCCCCAGCACCCCUGUCUACAACACCCCCUUUGAGUUCCCCGUUCCCCUAACGCUCUCAUCCCCAGGUCACACCCUAGGAGACCCCUACAACCCCUCCACCUCUCCUCUCUUUCCCACAUCCCCACAACCUCCCAGCACCCUCUUGGUCUCCCGCUCCCUCUCCCCCACCCAGUUACUCUCCGGCGCAUCCUCACCCUCCAUGCACCUGCCCCCCUCUCCAUCCUGCCUCAACUACCCCCACCUCGCCCCUCCUCCCCCAGCCAAGCCCUUCGCCAUCAAGCCGCUGUCCUACUGGACCAAGUGGGACGUGGCCGACUGGCUUUCCUACUUGAACCUGGGGGAGCACAGGGAACGUUUCCUGGAUAACGAGAUCGACGGCUCCCACUUGCCUUCCCUCACCAAGGACGACUUCCUGGACCUGGGGGUGACGCGCGUCGGCCACCGCAUGAACAUCGAGAGAGCGCUGAAGAAACUGACUGACAGGCUGUUCUCUCCCAUGCAUGACCCUAGCCCCUCCCCUGAGCCACAGGCAGAGAGUGAAAGAUGAGGUGACUCAGGGCUCAGAGAAAGACAGAGAAACACACAGACCGAGAUGAGUUCUAUAGAAGACCAUUGGACACAGACUGUGAGCUGGACAAAUGGCGUAAAGGAUCACGACGGAAAAGGCUUAAACACACCAGGAGAGAUUUGUUAUGAGUGGAGGACAAUUGUCUAUUUACACCCACUGUACAACUACUGAUAAAUAGGCUUUUAAUGAACACAUGGACUCAGACAGACACACACACACACACAGACACACAGACAUUUGACUGGUGAUUCUCACACUCCAUCUGCUGCCUGGCGGUUACAGUACUGGGAGAAAUGCUAACAAGAAUCUUGAGAUUGUAAUGCUGCUACCCAUACAGAGAUGGUAAGCCCAUGGAUAUACUAAAGGUGGUGGUUGGGUACGUCUAAUAAACAAUACAGGCCCUAUUCUUAUCCUGAAAUUCAUGCGCAAACUCUGACGCGCAUUAGAGCAUGGGAUUGGAAGCUGUUGUUGGAAUGUCUAAAAGUCCGAAUAUGGUCCUAAAAUGGAAAAGUACAUGACAUUUUAAGUUAAACAGUUAAAAAAAAAUAAAAAAAUAAAAAGUAAAAUAGUGGACUUUUUAUACUGAGGUCAGUUUAUGCCCUAAUUCCCUAGUGAUUUCCCAACAAGCUUUCGACUUAUUUUACUAACUCUGAGUAACAAUAUAGCUUACAUGUAAAAAUGGAUUCACAGAUCCAAAUCAUGAAUUUGUUUCGUACCAAGUGCUGAUUGCAAUCAUUCAUUUAAAACGGGUCAGAGUAUUAUUGAUAGUUAAUCAUCCAGAUCUGUGUGUAACGACGAUUACUCAAAAAAUAUUCAAAACACAUAGUCGUAAUAUGUCAUUUUUACUAUGAUAGUUAUUAUCUUUAAAAAGGCCAUCCGGAGUAUGUAGGAGAGGUACAGAGGAGAUUCAAAUGUUGGUUUGUUUUUUCCUGAGACAUGACUGUACUGGAGUCCACAGCCAUGACUCAGGGUUUGCUUAUGAACUCAUGUCAUUUUACACUACAAAAGCUGUUUGUCAUUCAUUCAUGAUGACGAUGUUUACGACUGUACCAGGGAUGUGAGCGUCUUUUGUCCCAUGUCGACUUUCACACACACACACACACACCGGUGCAGCGAUCAAAACAAAACAAAAGGGCUUUUACUGUGCGUCUGUCAGUCUAUACGGUAUGUCUGGUUCCCUAAGGCCUUCUCCCUCUGUGAGUGUGUGUCUGUUUGUGUCGAUCUGUUUGUCAGCCUGCCUGGUUACUCAUGAUCCUUUCCCCACCCUCUGUCCCUCUCUCAUAUGCCUUCUCCACAACUCAACGCCAGUUUUCGAACGGUUCCCGAAAAUGUAGAGAUGUAUAUUUUGCACCAGUUGACAAUCCUAACUUUGCCCUAUUUCAUCAACUCCUCUCCAGGAUCUCAAGAGAAACCUUUUUCAGAUCCACACAUUUCAGAAGAACACGUUCAGACACACACAGAGACACACACACAGAGACACACACACAGAGACACACACACAGAGAUACACACACAGAGAUACACACACACACACUUUUAGGUUCCUUUUUUGCUAUUGCCUUCAGUGAAAUGCACUGUAAGAUGAGGAAUACACUCAAACUCUGUACACAUCCUUUAUAGGCCUAUAUGAUAUAGUGAUAAUGACGAGUAUGAUAACGACGACAACAAAAACAUAAAUUAUAGUAUAAUUUUAAAACAAUUAUUAUAUUAAUCAUUAGGUAUAUGUAAAAAAUAUAUAUAUAUAUAAUUUAAAAAAAAUAACACUACAGAAUCUCUGUCUUCCAAAUAGUGUGAGAAAUGAUUUGAAGCUACUUGUUUUGUUUUCUCUUUAUUUAUUGUUUCCGGUAAAUGCUUUCUAUACUGCUCGACUUGUUCUACCAUUACCCACUUCAUCCUCCCUGUGAAACUCCUACACAUCAACACACACCCUUCACUUCUUUAGGGCUGUUGCCUUUCGACAACCUUCCGAGGGAAAUGAUUGAGCGUCAGUGUAGGAAGCAUUAGGUCCUAUGUUUUAAAGAGUAUUUUAGGACUAGUAAUAUAAACAUAUGAUGACUAUUUACAGUAUGAGCAAAUGUAUGCAGCGAUAAGAGGUAUUUAUGAAGUUAUGUUCAAAAUGAAAUGCAGAAAUGUACUGAUAUGAUAGAGUUAUAACUAAGGUGUUGAAAUAAAUGCUGAAUAAACUAUUGA
Molecule: messenger RNA, 9336 nt
Organism: Oncorhynchus nerka (sockeye salmon)
Lineage: Eukaryota; Metazoa; Chordata; Actinopteri; Salmoniformes; Salmonidae
Product: SH3 and multiple ankyrin repeat domains protein 1-like
Cellular component (GO): dendritic spine; postsynaptic density; postsynaptic membrane
Molecular function (GO): ionotropic glutamate receptor binding; synaptic receptor adaptor activity
Source: RefSeq, a predicted model, not a curated record